AAGUCUUACCGUUGCCGACGAAGGUAAACAACUCGUUGUAAAAGAACUUGACUUUCCUACUCGUUGUUUCUCUGUAAGUGAAAUAUUUCGAAAUUUUUGAAAUUUAAUAAAAACAAUCCUUAUUAAAUUAGAAACGUAUUACUAGACUAGUUAUGGAGGAUUCAGGAAUUUCAAAGGGUCCUAUUUCAGAACGUGAUGCUAAGAGGGCGUAUAUUGAAUCAAAUCACAUUCCUGAAAUGUUCUCUAGCUUAUUAGCCGCUUUGAUGAUUGAAAGACCCAAAGAUCAUUUUGAUUAUUUGGACCAGAAAUUAGAAAUAAUUAAGCAAGUUGGAGCCUAUAGAGUCGAUUGGGAAUCUUUUGUAUAUGAACUACAUCCACACAGGCAACAGCAUUAUUUGAAAAAUAUUCAAAACGAAUAUACAGAAAAAAUAAAAAGGUUAAUGGAAAUUUGGCUAACGCAGCAUGAUUACAUGAAAGUUUUCCGCCUCACUGAAGUAGACGAAGAUAAAGAAGAUAUAGAUUCUUGA
Molecule: messenger RNA, 527 nt
Organism: Dimorphilus gyrociliatus
Lineage: Eukaryota; Metazoa; Annelida; Polychaeta; Dinophilidae
Source: the annotation of a GenBank genome assembly